Messenger RNA from Coccomyxa subellipsoidea C-169, 2278 nucleotides. RefSeq names its product AAA-domain-containing protein. Gene Ontology annotation, molecular function: ATP binding; ATP hydrolysis activity; proteasome-activating activity. The record is from RefSeq and is a predicted model, not a curated record. Gene Ontology annotation, biological process: proteasome-mediated ubiquitin-dependent protein catabolic process. Bases 122 to 1972 code for a protein of 616 amino acids. The transcript has 12 exons. NCBI's taxonomy places the organism in Eukaryota, Viridiplantae, Chlorophyta, Trebouxiophyceae, Coccomyxaceae. Gene Ontology annotation, cellular component: proteasome regulatory particle, base subcomplex.
UAGGAGCGAGAUGGCAUCCUUCAUAUUAAUCAUAGACAGUACUUUGUAUCUCACAAUACUCAGGUCGUAGGUGGACCUUCCACACACACAGUAAACACCGGAUCAAGGCACGAUCUAGCAAAUGAAAACGAUCGCUUCGCGAUGCAGCAGACUGCUGCAUGGAAAGCUUUCCCUAAUGAAAGCACCGGAUGCAUCCGUAUGUGCGGUGACCACAUCUGCAGUGGAGCGCCUGCGUAUUGGUUACGAGGACAGAGGAAAGUGGGCGUUUCCUCUACUUGGCUUUGCUGGCCUGGCGCUGGGCUGCAGUGCUGCUGCUUGCGAGGCAGAUCCGGAUGCCCUUGCGGCAAAGGACAGGCUCAGCAUACUGCAAGCAUGGGAGGCUGUUGAUCAGGACUUGCACAGGGAUGAGGCAGUCCUCCCCUUACGACACAUAGCCUCACGGCCUACACCACCCACUGUGAGGUGCUCACCUGGUCAGCUUGUCGUGCGCUUCCCUGUCCGCCAGGGAGUGGACCUCUACUCGGUCAUGAAUGAGAUCGCAAGCGCCUUCACCAGCAAGUGCACCCCCGGCGAGGAGGGUAACAGCCACGUAGUAUCCAAGAUCACGGAGGACGACGCCUGGCACGUGUUCCACUUUGAGUGCGAUGCUCCGGGCGGCCCAGCGCAUGGUCUGCAGGCCAGGGUGCUGGCACCCAAGCGCCGCCACGGCAGCGCAGAGGUGGAGUUCCAGACGCAGGGUUCCCUGACCGACACUGAACUGGACAUCAUCACUGCCGCCAUGCGCGCCGCCAACGCUUUCGUCAACAAGGUGGAGCAGGGCUACAACACAGUGGACGUGUGGGGGAGUGAGAUGAACGAGGUGCGCGAGGGUGUUGCCGGCCUUUUCAGGGAGCUGGAAAGGAGCUUCAGCUUUGGCAUCGGCAUGCUGCCUGGCAUUGAGCGGCACAUGGCGCGCGAGAUGCAGCGGAUCUUCGACACCGGGGAGACUGGCGAGGCUCUCCCUGCACCGAGGCAGAGCAUUCCAAUAGGGCCGCAGGAGCACAGCGCAGCGCAGGCCAAGACAGCCGGGGAGGAUGCCAACAAAGGCUAUGGCAGCGCCGAGGCAGCCGAAGCCGCCGACCGCCUGCUGCAGCUGGGAGUGACGGAGCCUGACGGGUAUCUUAUUUUCUUCCGCACAGGCUAUGAGGAUGAGAAGAGGACGAUUGAGGAUACGGUGCUGCUGGCGUUACUGCACCCGGAGGUGUAUGAUGAGGUGGCCAAGGGCACAAGGCAGCGCGAGGCCGGCAGCACCCGACCGCGCGCUGUGCUCUUCCAGGGUCCGCCGGGUUGCGGCAAAACCACCAGUGCAAAGGUCAUUGCAUCGCAAGCGGCUGUUCCCCUGGUGUACGUGCCAUUGGAGGCCGUGGCGUCCAAGUGGUACGGCGAGUCUGAGCGCAACCUGUCGGAGAUCUUCAAGGCGGCAGAGGACCUUGGGGGUGCCAUCAUCUUCCUGGACGAGAUUGACUCCCUGGCCACCCAACGCAGCUCGGAGAUGCACGAGGCGACGCGGCGGCUGCUGGGGGUGCUGCUGCGGCAGAUGGACGGGUUUGGGCCGCAGUCCAAGAGCGUCAUCAUUGGAGCCACCAAUCGCCGCCAGGACCUCGACCCCGCCCUCCUCUCCCGUUUCGAUGCCGCCGUCGACUUUGGCUACCCCGACCAGCAGCAGCAGAUCCUGAAGCAGCUUGCGCGCCACCUGAGCGACGAUGAGCUGGCCGAGCUUGCAGAGCUGACGGGCACGGGGAACAUCUCUGGCCGCGACCUGCGCGACAUCGCAGAGCAGACAGAACGCGCAUGGGCAUCCAAGAUUGUCCGUGGAGAGAUACCAAAGGGGCAGCUGCCUACUGUGGAGGACUACAAGGAAUUUGUGGCCAGGCGAAUGAAGGAGAAGAAAGGGCCACUUAUGAUCAAGAAUAUCAUGCCCAGCUUCUAUUGAGCAUCGCUGUCUGCUAGCUACGUCAGGAAUUGCUUGCUGGACUUACCCGAUCAGUGAUAUAGGUACCCAUCAACGUGACAUACCAAGCAACCCACUGAAGAACAUUGCCUAUUUGCAAUUCCAAAAGUUGCGAUAAGGGAUAAAAACUGGCUGUCGCAUGUGCAGGCUGCAAGACAACUCGAAAUGGACCAUGAAUAUCAAUAUAUAUGAGCAUGUCAACUGCCUUCUAGGCUAGCAUGCAUGGGCCCAAAAGAGGUGUGACAUGUGUGAUGCCAGGGAAGUUUCCUCAAAAGUAGAAGUGAUGUC